Molecule: messenger RNA, 2102 nt
Organism: Pocillopora verrucosa
Lineage: Eukaryota; Metazoa; Cnidaria; Anthozoa; Scleractinia; Pocilloporidae
Source: RefSeq, a predicted model, not a curated record
CAUUUUCGUUUCACCUCGUGCGGAAGUGUGCCAUUUCUACUCGUUCAUUCACUGCUUUACAUCGCUGUAAAUAAGCUGUUUCUUUCAGUAUAUUCAGCUGGGAGCCGGAUGUUAAUCGAUCAAGCAAGCAACCGGCUGAUUGACUAAGAGCUUGGUAUCUGAAUUUUAUCACCAAGAUAUCAAUCUGAGUGGUACGCGCCAAUUUUACCAUGGAAUGGUCUUGGGAAACCUUCUUGUUGCCUUUGCGUAAUGGUGAUCUGACGUGUCAUCCUUCUCCCAGAAGUGUGACAUUUACACCCCAGUUCUUAUCGUCUCAUUCGCUCGUACGGAGAUUCUCGAGAGAUCUGCAAAGACAAGAUUUGCAGAAGACGGAAGAGAAAAGGAUUGCCGUUGCUUCUGCCGAAGCUACCCUUAGGAGUUUGUUUCAGUUUGGUCGAGUAGAUCUUAAAGAACUGGGAAGAGAAUGGAAAACUUAUCAAAGAGCCUUGAAUAGCAAGUCUGACCGUGACAGUUCAGGUUCGGCUUGGACGAUUGAAAUCCUGCAAAAAUACAUUCAACGUAGCGACAUUGUCUGUUUUCAACCUUGCCCAUCGCUCUUUGCAGUGCAAGAAGCGCAAUACAUCAGGGAUAAAGUUGCACUGUCACUGGCAGCCCUUUGUGGCAAUCAGGGUAACGGAAUCGACGAAAACCUUCUACUGUUUCAUGGUAUGCGCGAUAGCACGGAAGGCGACUCAAGAAUGAUUCUCGAGGCAAUCUUACAGCCACUUUGUGCCGCUAAGGGACUUGCACUUCGAUGUGAGCAAAGCCUAACUUGCAAUGAUCUUCCCGAUAACAGAUUUGAUUACAUCAUGUACUACAAUAACCAACCGCUUGGUUUUGUCGAAGCCAAAAGACAACAUUGCAUUAAAGAUCAGUCCGUGGUGCAGCUAAUCGUUCAACUCCUGCUUCUUUCUGCGGAGGACUCGCAUGGUUUCCGAUUUGGUGUUUUGUCUGACGCACGCCGUUUUAUUUUGGCUGGGGUUUCGCAAAACAAAGUGGUUUUCUUUCAAAAAGACAUUCAUCCAAUCAGAAUAAGAUAUAUGGAAUCUGAAGCAGAUCUGCUUUCCAUAGCAAAUGAGAUAGCAUGGUUGAUUGACCUCGCAGUUUACUCGAGGCAAACAAACCGUUCAAUCGAAGAAUGUCUCAGUCAAGUUAACGAUGUUUGCUAUGAAGUUCAAGGUGAAUUCUUUUUUCCAUUUUGUUCCAUACUGUAGCCGUAGGAACAAUGAGAUUAACGGUGAUAAACAGAUUGCGAGUGAAACAUUUAGGAGUCAGUGGCGGAGGAUCAGGUUGAAAGGUCUGACGAAGUAUACUAUGAUAAUGACGGAAGCUUACCAGGGAGGUAUAAAACAUUAGCGAGGCCUUCAAAACCUCCCCGUUGUGAUAGAAAAGCUGUGCUUUUAUUUUAUUUUAUGCCAUAUUACUUAUUGGCGCUAAUGCAAUGUAAUACCGAUAACACAGAAAGAUGUGACUUUCUACACAUUGACGAAGCUUUAAAACUUAGACAUCGCAGACCUUUUCUUUUGAGCCAUUCACUCGGUAAAGUGAACUCUUUACCUUUAAACACUUCCACAUAAAGAUUAAAUACUUGUAUUCUGUCGGAAAGGCUGGACAUUUCCGGUUCAAAUUUCCCCCCCCCCCCCGGCUAAGCCUGUAGGUUACCCGGGCAGGGAAUGUUGAGGCUUCGAAUUGAUCGGCCCAUAAACCGAUAGAAAGUGCGUUGCCCUGCUUAAUGAGAACCAUAUCUGUAAACAAUUUUUUCCAUUUUCAUCAAAAUAACAGCUCCAAAUCACUGUAAUUGCAUCGAUCGAAUCCUUUUUUAGUUCAUAAAAUUCUAAGCCAAGCGUGCAUGUUGUAUUUUCAACAAAUACUCUUUGUCUUUUCCAGAAUACGAAGAACCUAUGACAUCAGCUAAGUGCACUUCCGUGUUGAAGUACGAAGUAUUUUUAAUAGUGCAUAUUGAAAUUACGGUGGCAUUAAAAUGCUGCAAUUGUUUAUGUUCAUGUUAUUAUUUCCAGUAUCUCCAGUGAGGAAUGUAUCACACUAUAAGUAACCAUUUUUCG